Colletotrichum graminicola M1.001 is the source of this 3450-nucleotide messenger RNA. RefSeq names its product proteasome/cyclosome. Gene Ontology annotation, biological process: regulation of protein catabolic process; proteasome-mediated ubiquitin-dependent protein catabolic process. Gene Ontology annotation, cellular component: nucleus; proteasome complex; proteasome regulatory particle, base subcomplex. Bases 1 to 3450 code for a protein of 1149 amino acids. The transcript is spliced from 3 exons. The record is from RefSeq and is a predicted model, not a curated record. NCBI's taxonomy places the organism in Eukaryota, Fungi, Ascomycota, Sordariomycetes, Glomerellales, Glomerellaceae. Gene Ontology annotation, molecular function: enzyme regulator activity.
AUGCCUGGCCUGGUCUCAGCUACCGGAGUUCUGGGCUUCCUGGCCGAUGAGGAACACGACCUCAAGGUCUUCGCCCUCCAGACUCUCAACGAUGACAUCGACACCGUCUGGACCGAGGUUGCCGGCGCUCUGAGCCAGAUCGAGGCCCUCUACGAAGACGAAUCUUUUCCCCAACGCCAGCUGGCUGCUCUCGUACUUGCCAAGGUCUACUAUCACCUCCAGGCCUACAAUGAGAGUAUGACCUUUGCCCUCGCCGCAGGCGAUCUCUUCAAGCUCGAUGCCCCCGGCGAAUUCGAGGACACCAUCAUCUCCAAGUGCAUCGACCAAUACAUUGCCGUUUCUUCGGCCAAACACACCGUUCCCAAGUCCCCCCAGAGCGACAACUCUAUUCCCGCUUUGGCAACCACUUUUGCGAGCAGCGCCGCCGAUGGAUCUGCCCUCAUCUCCCCGACAACGCCCUUCUCCCAGACGACCCUCCCCUCCAAGUCCCUCCUCUCCCGCGUCUCGACCGACAACGCCAUCCUCGAUCCUACAUUCCAGCCCGUGAAGGAGGGUCGCUCCGCUUCCGUUGCCCCGAUCACUGAUCAUGCAACCCAGGCUGCGCUGCAACGCGUCAUCGAGCGCCUCUUCGAGUCUUGCCUCAAGGAUGGCAGAUAUCGCCAGGUUGUCGGCAUUGCCGUCGAGGCCAAAAACCUCGAGGUUCUCCGCCGUGUCAUCAAGCGCGCCAGCGAUGAUGAGAAGCGCUCCAAGACCAAGUCAACGGAUGGACAGGGCCCUGCCGAGGAGCUCAUGGAGUAUGCUCUGAGCAUCUGCAUGGAUAUCGUCCAGGAGCGGAGUUUCCGUACCGAGAUCCUGCGCUUGAUCUUGGAUCUUCUCAACGAAAUUCCGAACCCCGACUACUUUGCCAUUGCCAAAUGCGUCGUUUACCUGAGCUCCGACGAGGAGGCAUCCCGCAUGCUCAAGCAGCUGAUCACGAGUGGCGACCGCAACUCCAUCGCCAACGCCUACCAGAUCGCUUUCGAUCUGUACGACAACGGGACCCAGGAGUUUCUGGGCAAGAUCAUCAACUCCCUGCCCUCGGGCGAGCCUGCCAAGGUGCCCGCGAGCGAUGCUACCGAGGAAGAGCCUUUACUGGACAACCAGCAGUCUUCUGAGGAGGAGCUCUCGGCGGAGCUCUCCAAGGUAUACAAGAAUAUCCGUUCUAUACUGGACGGCAGCAAGACCAUCCAGCUGAACCUGGAAUUCCUCUACAGGAACAACCGUACCGAUUUAAGCAUCUUGAACAAGGUCCGGGACAGCUUGGAAGGCCGCAACUCCAUCUUCCACACCGCCGUCACCUUCUGUAACGCCUUUAUGAACCAGGGUACUACCAACGACAAGUUCUUCCGCGACAAUCUCGAGUGGCUCGGAAAGGCCGUCAACUGGUCCAAGUUUACUGCCACGGCUGCUCUUGGUGUCAUCCAUCGCGGCAACCUGACCCAGUCCCGGAAGCUUCUCGAGCCCUAUCUGCCACGCCAGAGCGGCUUGAGCAGCGGCUCCAUCUUCAGCCAGGGUGGUGCUCUCUACGCUUACGGUCUGAUCCAUGCCAACCACGGCGCCGACGCCCUCGACUACCUCAAGACCCAGUUCAUAUCUGCUGAGGAGGAGGUUAUCCAGCACGGUGGUGCUUUGGGUCUCGGUAUUGCCGGCAUGGGCACUGGCUCCGAAGAAAUCUUUGACAACCUCCGAACCGUUCUGUUCACCGACUCUGCCCUCAACGGCGAGGCUGUCGGCCUUGCCAUGGGUCUCAUCAUGCUUGGCACCGGCAACGUACGAGCUCUGGAGGACAUGAUCACCUACGCUCACGAGACGACUCACGAGAAGAUUGUUCGCGGUCUGGCCAUUGGUAUGGCACUGAUCAUGUUUGGCCGCCAAGAGGGCGCCGACGCCAUGAUUGAAGGUCUUCUCAACGACCCUGACCCGACACUGAGAUACGGCGGUAUCAUGACCGUCGCUCUCGCCUACUGCGGUACUGGCAGCAACAAGGCUAUUCGCAAACUGCUACACAUUGCUGUCAGCGAUGUCAAUGACGAUGUUCGUCGUGUCGCGGUCAUGAGCUUGGGUUUCAUUCUCUUCCGGAAGCCCGGCAGUGUUCCCCGUAUGGUCGAGCUGCUUUCUGAGUCGUACAACCCUCACGUGCGCUACGGCUCUGCCAUGGCCUUGGGUAUCUCUUGCGCCGGCACCGGCUUGGACGAGGCCAUCGACUUGCUCGAGCCCAUGAUGAAGGACCCCACCGACUUCGUCCGCCAGGGCGCCCUAAUCUCUCUGGCCAUGAUUAUGAUCCAGCAGAACGAGGUCAUGAACCCCAAGGUUGCUGCGAUUCGCAAGACCUUGAAGAAGGUUGUCGGCGAUCGUCACGAGGAUGCCAUGACCAAGUUCGGUGCUUCGCUCGCUCUCGGUAUCAUCGAUGCUGGUGGCCGCAACUGCACAAUUGGCCUCCAGACACAGACCGGCAAUCUCAACAUGGCCGGUAUUGUCGGUAUGGCUGUCUUCACCCAGUACUGGUACUGGUUCCCCUUCACCCACUUCCUCUCGCUCGCGUUCUCCCCCACCUCUAUCAUUGGCCUGGAUCACGAUCUCGAGAUCCCCAGUUUCAAAUUCCACUGCGCCACCCGUCCCAGCCUGUUCGACUACCCCCCCGAACAAGAAGUCAAGGCCGAGGAGGGUCCUACCAUGGUCGCCACAGCUGUUCUGUCGACGACAGCCCAGGCCAAGCGGAGAGCCCAGAAGAAGGAGCGUGCUCAGCGCCGAGAGAGCAUGGACAUCGAUUCCUCUUCUAAGCCUACCGUCUCCGACAAGAUGGAGGUGGACGAGAAGAAGGACGAGAGCAAGGAGAAGAAAGAGGGUGAUGCUGGCGAGAAGGAGGUAUCUGUUGCUCCGGCCGACACCAAAAAGAAGAGUGAAAAGGAGAAGGUCGGCUACGAGAUGGAAAACCUGUCACGCGUGCUCCCAGGCCAGCUCAAGUACAUCAGCUUCCCCGCUGGUCGUUACAAGCCGGUCAAGAAGCCUACCGGAGGACCUCUUCUCCUGCAAGACACACAACCGGACGAAGAGAAGUCUCUUAUUGAAGAGAAGCUGAAGAAGGUGACGACGGAGAAGGCCCCGGUCGCUGGACAAAGUAACGCCGGUGGCUCGUCGGCGGGGUUGACGCCGCGCCAGCAGCAGAACCUCAUCUCCCAAGCCCUCCGGGCCGGCAACGGUGGCGACCUUCGCUCUCUGAACGAGCUCAGCGAGUUGCUCGGUCGUCAAAGAAGAGGCGAUCUUGGCGGCGCGACGGAUGAGAGCGGUGCGGCAGCCGCCGCCGGCGUUCUGACUGCCGUUGACGAGGAUGGCGAAGGAGACGAGGAGGCUGAAGUGCCGAGGGAGUUUGAGUACUUCACAGAUAACGAGGAGGAUGAAGACGAGGAAUAA